Lucilia cuprina (Australian sheep blowfly) is the source of this 812-nucleotide messenger RNA. Its product is annotated as E3 ubiquitin-protein ligase PPP1R11. The record is from RefSeq and is a predicted model, not a curated record. NCBI's taxonomy places the organism in Eukaryota, Metazoa, Arthropoda, Insecta, Diptera, Calliphoridae. Gene Ontology annotation, molecular function: protein phosphatase 1 binding; protein serine/threonine phosphatase inhibitor activity. Gene Ontology annotation, cellular component: nucleus. Bases 211 to 591 code for a protein of 126 amino acids. The transcript is spliced from 3 exons.
ACUUAGAACUCUGUCUUGUAAUCACAGCUGUUUGUUGUUAUCCAAAAAAAAACUAAAAUAUAUCUUUGGGAAAGAUACAUUUUUCGCUUCACUGUACCGAAAAUUAACUUCGCUUUGUGGACACAAAUUUAUUGUUUAUAUUAAUUGUUUAUUUGAUUUAUUAACUUUUUCAUUGACCUAUUAUUGAAGAAAUCAGAAUUGUAAUUACAAAUGGAAGCAGUAGCUUUGCCAGCAGACACAGUGACCCGGUCACAAACUGAGGUUAUUACACAGGAAGACGUCUUAGAUACAUCGUCCCAACCGGUUUUAAGGCUACGCUUGAAGAAACCUAAAAGCGACAAAAAAGUUGUCUGGCAUGAAGGCACGGUCGAUAAUGAACACAUGAACAAAAAGAAAUCCAAAUGUUGCUGUAUAUACAAAAAACCUGUAGCCUUUGGUGAAAGUUCUUCGGAAGACGAUGAAGAAUGUGAACAUUGUUUUGGACAUCCCGAAAAGCGACGUAGAAAUCGUAAACCUGGAGAUGGUGGAGAAGAACAUCAACAUGAUGACAACGAACCCUGUCCGCAUGAUGAACACAAAGAUGCUGUUUAAUUUUGAAAAGUAAUUUAAAACUAAUAAUUUUAUAUUUAAACGUUUAUAAAAUAUAUUAAAAUAUAUAAACACACACACACAAAAUAAAACAAGAAAUCCUCAUUAAAUAUUAAAAAUAAUAUUAAAAAAACGCCAAUGAAAUAGUUUACUUACAUUUUUGUUCGUAAAUUCCUAGACUUAAUUAUAAAAAUCAUUAAAAAGUUUUCAAAUCUCAUUUUAAA